UCGACACGUUGUGGUGGAGCAGAUGGAAGUGUUGCAGUGUAGAGGUUCAUUAUGCGUGUGGAAUAGCAACAAACCAGGGAGAGCUUAUUUGAUGGACAUGUAAUUGGGCAGGAUUUAAUAUUUGUUAUUCCCCCCCAAGUUAAAGUGUUAUUUUAUUCGUUUUAGUGAUGGUGAAGUGGUGCAGUUUGUUGUCGGAGGGCUGAUUUUCCUGCGGACAGGAAAAGCAAAAUGUGGCAGAGAACAUCCGACUUCUUCUUCCACCACUAGACUCGACAACAUGCUGCUCUACAUCCUUCGAGUGACCUUUCUACCCUUGACAAUGGAGUAGCUCUGUCUCUUCACUUUCUUCCCCUGCAUCCUGAAGAGUGGGUGCUCCUAGGAAGCCCCACACUCGCCAUGUGCGCCAUGCUAAGCAAUGGCCGAGAGGGGAAAUCCAUGUUCUCGAAGCUUCUUUUGCCAUUCAGGAGGCCGCGUCACGAGCGGGUGAUCUUGGCGCGCAGCGAGAGCGUACAGAACGAGCACGUCUUUAAAGUCACCAUUACUGAGACGACGGUGAUCGAGGCUGACUCAGGCGUGUGGAAUUCCAGGUCACUGGCGUACCUCGGCCUGUGGUACUUCUUCAGCUUUUGUACACUCUUUCUCAACAAGUACAUCCUGUCCCUGCUGGAGGGAGAACCAAGUGUACUGGGUGCUGUACAGAUGCUCUCCACCACUGUAAUUGGCUGCGUCAAGAUGUUUGUGCCUUGUUGCCUGUACCAGCACAAAUCUCGUGCGGAAUACCCCCCCAACUUUCUCAUGAUCAUGCUGUUCGUGGGAUUAAUGAGGUUCACCACUGUGGUGUUGGGGCUGGUUAGCCUGAAAAGCGUAGCCGUGUCGUUUGCUGAGACAGUCAAAAGCUCAGCACCCAUCUUCACUGUCAUAAUGUCCAGGCUGAUAUUAGGGGAAUACACAGGUUUUUGGGUGAACUUGUCUCUGUUCCCAGUAAUGGCCGGUCUGGCUCUCUGUACAGCCACUGAAAUCAGUUUCAACAUGUUGGGCUUCUCCGCUGCUCUCUCCACUAACAUCAUGGACUGCUUACAGAAUGUAUUUUCGAAAAAGCUGCUAAGUGGGGACAAAUAUAAAUUCAGCCCUCCAGAACUGCAGUUCUUCACUAGUACAGCUGCCGUGUUCAUGCUCAUUCCUGCCUGGGCCUUCCUUAUGGAUAUCCAUUUGUUUGGGAAAAGUGGGCGUAGCUUAAACCUGACCCAGGACAUCGUGGUGCUGCUGCUGUUUGACGGAAUCCUGUUUCAUCUCCAGAGCGUAACGGCCUACGCCCUCAUGGGACGCAUAUCACCGGUCACUUUCAGCGUGGCAAGCACAGUCAAGCAUGCUUUAUCCAUCUGGCUGAGCAUCAUCGUGUUCAGUAACCCAAUCACGCUGUUGUCUGCAUUGGGCACCGUAAUGGUGGUUGUGGGCGUUAUGCUGUACAACAAGGCCAAACAAGUGCAGAGAUGUACUCUGCAGGCUCUCGCCCAGUCAGCAGAUUUGGACCACAGACCCUUACUUCAAGAAUCCAUCAUGAAAGCAGCUGACUGAAUCAGAUGGGACUUGAAUCCGAUGAGGAUAGACGUUUUUCGUAUAUUUAUUUUACCAAGAGACGAAGAGAAGUAUUAUUCCAACUAUUUUUACAACACAUCCUCAUCGAGUACCCUUUAUGACGUACCCGAUACCUCACUUGAGUGGUCACUUGUAUAACUUGAGGUAGAGUGUCCAAUAAGGAACAGUUUUUGUUUUUUUUUAAUUGUCCAGAAGCAAAAUAUACUUUGGUGAUUUGUUCAAUUUCUUUUAAUCUCGGUAUAUGUGCACAGUCACGUUGCCGUCUUAAUUAGACGACUUGGUGAUUAGUUGGCAGGAUAGAUAGAUAGAUAGAUAGAUAGAUAGAUAGAUAGAUAGAUAGAUAGAUAGAUAGAUAGAUAGAUAGAUAUGAAUAUCUGUUGCUUCUGUACAUUUACAAACUUUGUUUUUUUGCUUGCACGUACACAAUCAAUACGAUCUAAUCAACAUCACAGGGGUUUAUAAAAUAGUGGAAACGUGGUUAGGGGAAUAUCAGCAAGGUUGUGUUGUAAAACUAGUACUGGAACCGAUUUCAGGUUUGGUGAGCGGCGAAAAGAGGAGCCGCCGUUUUUGCACCACCAUCCAGCUGUGACGUCUGAAAGUAGGGCUGGAGGUUCAACCCAAGAAACAAAUUGUUCCUUGGGUUGAUCGCGGAUACAAGCGGCUGAAAUUAGUUUCCUUCGCAGGGUGGCUGGGCGCUCCCUUAGAGAUAGGGUGAGAAGCACAGUCACUCGGGAGGACCUUGGAGUAGAGCCGCUGCUUCUCCACAUCGAGAGGAAUCAGCUGAGGUGGCUCGGGCAUCUCUUUCGGAUGCCUCCUGGACGCCUCCCUGGGGAGGUGUUCUAGGCAUGUCCCCCUGGGAGGAGGCCCCGGGGAAGACCUAGAACACGCUGGAAGGACUAUGUCUCUCGGUUGGCCUGGGAACGCCUCGGUGUUCUUCCCAAGGAGCUGGGAGAGGGAGGUUUGGGCUUCCAUGCUCAGACUGCUGCCUCCGCGACCCGGCCCCGGAUAAGCGGAAGAAGACGAGACGAGACAAAUUGUUCCAAAAUAUUCUUUGAGCGUGUCUGAAAUUCCUCUGCCUACUUUCUUGUCCAACUGUUGACCAGUGUCAGCCUUGUAGCACAAAUGCUAACAACAUGCUAAUAUUAAUGUAGCAUUGUCAAUGUAGCUUGGUAAAAAAUUUUUUUUUUAAGAUUUCAUAUUCUGACUUUUUUUUUUUUAAAGAUUCCUGAUUGUGACCACUAAUGAAUAAGGCAUUUAAAAGCAGAGAAUGAAAAGACAUUUCAGCCAAAGGGUACAUUUUUAUUAUGUCUUUUUGAAGCUGCAGAAAGUACGAAUAUAUUAUGGUUAUAACCAAGCCCUUAAAUUAAUAUUGACCAAAAACAAUGUCUAUUUAGGGGCCAAAUCAGUCCGGACCAUGACUGACCAGAAGUAGACCAAUAACAUUAUUAUGAGCCAAUGAAAGUCAGGCAAAACCAGCACAGUGAUGGACGACUCUGGUCAGUUUGUCGUCUUGUGAUUUUUUUUUUUUUUUCUUUUAAAUAAUAUUUGUUCAAAUAAAUUUGCUUCUUUCUAGAAAUAAAUGCUUGACUAUUAGGAAAAUGUGCCUGUUCAGACAAAACUAUUUAAAGCUUGAAAUUGGAGGAGGAGAGUCGAGAAAUCCAUUUCACUAAUAAAUGAUUGUCAGAGACGAUUUUUUCCUCAUUUCAGGAUUUAAUCAGGCACACAAUAUACCGUGAUUUAUUCAGGUAGCGAUGAGCAGCUAUGACCACUUUGUUGUGAAGUAGGAAGAUAUUAGUUUUUGUUUUUUAUUUUAAACCGUGAUCCUUUUUACACCAGCAUGCAACGGAGUGCAUCCUUGGGUGUUAAUGUAUGACCUGUUGAUACAUAUUGAUGUAUUGUUGCAUCCCUGUAUUCUUUUUUUUUUUCUGCUUGCAGAGAUAUUUGUUGUUUAGUUACUAACAGAGUUCUGUUUGUUAUACAGGGAUGUUGCACUGCAUCCAUGAGUAUUGAUGCCAGGCACUUUGAUGCAAAUAAAUGAAGGUAUACCUCUGAUUCUGAUUUGUUUUUAUGUGCAGAAAAGUCUGUCCUUUGGACCAUUUUAGUUUCGACUUCCCCGCCCCCCACUGGGCCAAAUGUGUUAUUACUUGCCGACAGAAUAUUAUUGACAGAACUGUGCUUCUUCGACUACUGAACUAAAGGCUGUUUUAAUAAUUAGUCAGUCGUCGAUUUGAGACUCAACUUAGGCCCUGUCCACACGGCAACGGAUUCAGGUGAAUCUGAUAAAAUUGUUUAUCGUUUCGGCCUGGCGUCCACACGGCACCGGCGUUUUGGGUGCCCCAAAACGAAAUCUUUUGAGAACGGGUUCCAGAGUGAAAAAAUCUGGCAACGGCGCCGUUGCGAAGUCGUCUGGAUGAGUAGAACGGAUUUGUUUAUGAUGACGUCACAACCACAUGACUGUCAGUGCUUCACGCCGGGUAGAAGUGUAACGAAUUCGAUGCGAGUUGUCAACAAAUCCUAUAACUUGGUUCAUGAAACACGCUUACAAAAUAUUUUCACUGUGAAUAUUUAUUGUGUAAUGGUGCAGAGAGAGAGUGUGAGAAUAGCCCUUAGGGCAGAGUCUUUAGUCCAAACACUGCGGAAGCAGUACCAAACCGCGCACCGCCCGUGCGCUUUCCAAAAACAAAAACAAUCCCGCCAGCAAACAUAGGGAAAAAAAAAAGGAGCGAUCUCACCUCUUCAGAUGUUGGUUUAAGUCCGACAAUACAUUCCUCAAAAAGGGCGUAGAAGAACAAAGUAAUCCAUCAACGUGUAGCAUUCAAUUUAUUCCGGACCAUUAAAGAAUUCUGGAGGAUCUCAGAAUGUUGGCGUACCGGCUUCCAUCUACCCCCGUUCAUUCCUCUCUCUCUCUCCAUCUACCCCCAUUCAUUCAAAACAAAAACAAUCCCGCCAGCAAACAUAGGGAAAAAAAAAAGGAGCGAUCUCACCUCUUCAGAUGUUGGUUUAAGUCCGACAAUACAUUCCUCAAAAAGGGCGUAGAAGAACAAAGUAAUCCAUCAACAUGUAGCAUUCAAUUUAUUCCGGACCAUUAAAGAAUUCUGGAGGAUCUCAGAAUGUUGGCGUACCGGCUUCCAUCUACCCCCGUUCAUUCCUCUCUCUCUCCAUCUACCCCCGUUCAUUCCUCUCUCUCUCCAUCUACCCCCGUUCAUUCCUCUUUCCGCGUCUUUCGUUUUACGCUACUGAUUAAUAAUCAAAACUUUAUGUGGCUAAUGCUACAGAAGAAGGGGUUUAUGCACAUGCGUCUACUACUUCUAUUGUUCUGGUGUCUCCGAUGGGACCGUCUUACAGUGCACGUAGAGGUGUGGCAUGUGUAUUGCAUCGUUUUCAGCGAGCGUUGCGUUGCCAUAUGAACCUGAUAUUUUACUGAUCCGUUGCCCAUGUGGACGCGAUAUUUAAAAAAAAAAAAAAUCUCGUUGCCGUUGUCGUGUGGAUGUAGCCUAAGAGCAUCGGGUUCUUGUAUUUUACUUGAUCUGUGUAGAAGUGAGUUGUAAAUGAAGCUUUGUGUUCUUAACCUGUGUGCUGACAUUUCAAUUUUUAAAAUUGCUCUCAUUAGCUGGACGUUUUUAAACUGUAAUUUAAUAUCUUUCCCUUACAAGUUAACAUAUCAAUAUGAUUUUCUUCAAAGUGGAAAGACCGAUUAUGGCCAUUUCUGUCUGUUUGUACAUGAUCGCCGAAUGAAGCUUACGUUUUAAUACUGACAAUGUAGUUUUGUCUGUACAAAUUGGUCUGACCUGUGUGUAAAUGUGCAAUCUGUGCAUUGAUGGUGUAUGGGUAUGAUUUUUGUAAUUUUAAAUUUAUAUUAAACGGAAUACAUCUUU
Molecule: messenger RNA, 5471 nt
Organism: Neoarius graeffei (lesser salmon catfish)
Lineage: Eukaryota; Metazoa; Chordata; Actinopteri; Siluriformes; Ariidae
Product: solute carrier family 35 member E2A
Exons: 9
Coding region: 397-1575 (392 amino acids)
Cellular component (GO): Golgi apparatus
Molecular function (GO): antiporter activity
Source: RefSeq, a predicted model, not a curated record